Stegastes partitus (bicolor damselfish) is the source of this 3504-nucleotide messenger RNA. It is a transcript of the gene samtor, whose product is annotated as S-adenosylmethionine sensor upstream of mTORC1. The record is from RefSeq and is a predicted model, not a curated record. Gene Ontology annotation, biological process: negative regulation of TORC1 signaling. The transcript has 5 exons. NCBI's taxonomy places the organism in Eukaryota, Metazoa, Chordata, Actinopteri, Pomacentridae. The coding region runs from base 526 to 1545 and encodes 339 amino acids.
AUAUAAGUCUGGAAAUAUUCAGCAUAGGAGAGAGUAGUUGGUUGUUUUGGAGACUAGAAUAGCACAAAGAAGUUGUCCUGUGAGCAAACCUCCUGAUUGGUUAAUAAGUAAAGCAUGAUCUGGUAGGCUUGGCAUUGAAUCACAGUGGUCAUGCUUUCAGAGCGCUGCUGUUUACCACCACCACUCCUCUUGUUGCCCUUUCAUUUCUGCAAAUCAGAUAUAGAGUUUUUCCUUCUGGUCAUGGGAUUUCUCCCCGUAUCAGGUUGUUUGCUUAUGCCACAAGCUAUCAAGUUCUUAGCAGCUGUGAAGUUGUGCGAACGGGAAUUUUUGUGGAUAUUCUUAUUAUUGUGAAAUUACUUUUUGAAGUAGAUUUUUUUUUUCUCUGUUCUGCUUCUGUGCUGGCAGAGACCAGUAAACAUGUAGGCUAUGCUGAAGCACCAGCAGCAGUUGUCUGAGCUUUUGGAGCAGCUUUUUCUAAGAAGCACAGUCAUGUUUCAGUGGUGAGGUGGACGACCGUAGCUGGCAAUGGGUGAUUUUGACAAGAUCUGGCGUGAACACUGUGAGGAUGAGCAGACGCUGAGUGAGUACGCCCUUGCCAUGAAGAAUCUUGCUGACAACCACUGGACCAAAAACUGCGAAGGAGAGGGCCGCAUCGAAUGGUGUCGCAGUGUCUGUCAAGAAUAUUUUCUGGACGGUGGAAUGAAAAGAAUGUUAGAAAAGGAUGAGAAAAGUGCCACACUUGCCAUGGGUCUGACUGCAGCAUCUGUAAGUGCCCAACCGUACAGCACCAUCCCCAGUUCGAUCUCUCAGCUGGGGAAAAUGCGCCUUCUUGACGUGGGAAGCUGCUUCAACCCUUUCUUGAAGUUUGAUGAAUUCCUUACAGUUGGUAUUGACAUAGUGCCUGCAGUUGAGAGUGUCUACAAGUGUGACUUCCUUAACCUUCAGCUCCAGCAGCCUCUGCAGCUAGCAGAUGACGCUGUAGAAGCCUUCCUCCGCCACCUCCACAACCCCAUCGAUGCUCUGCCCGCUCAGCUUUUCCACGUGGUGGUCUUCUCCCUGCUCCUCUCCUACUUCCCCUCUCCAUACCAGCGCUGGAUCUGCUGCAAGAAGGCCCACGAGCUGCUGGAGCUGCACGGCCUGCUGCUCAUCAUCACGCCCGACUCCUCCCACCAAAACCGCCACGCCCUCAUGAUGCGUAGCUGGCGUGUCGCAGUGGAGUCGCUGGGCUUCAAGCGCUACAAAUAUAUCAAAUAUUCCCACAUGCAUCUCAUCGCCUUCCGUAAGGUGUCUCUGGCCACCACCAGCGACCUGGUGUCACGCAAUUACCCCGAGAUGCUCUACAUCCCUCAGGACUUUAACUCCAAUGAGGAGGAAGACUGUGCCGACGUGCCGGUGCAAGUGCGCUCCGAGUUUGAGGAUGACCAGCUGGCUUGGGGCUUCACGGAGCUACCGGACACACCCUAUGAUUCAGAUUCUGGGGAGAGCCAGAGCAGCUCUGUGCCUGGCUUUCAUGAGCUAGAGGAUCCCAUUCUGCUUCAGAGCUAGGCUAAACCAGCAACCUCCCCCUCCCCUGUUCUCUACCUAACUGUCACCUCCCCUUCAACUGCUGCGCUGCCAAAUUUAACCUGCUGCAUUCUUCUCCCACUUCUCCUCCCUCUACUCAAAACAAUGCAGUUUGCACAGUGUGAAAGAGAGAAGUUUACAGAUUAUUUUCUCAUAUCUACGCUCCUCUAAGAGCACACACACACACACACACGAGCACACACACACACACAUAUAUACAUGCACCACGUAUACACACAUACACACACGCACACACUAAGAUGGAUAUAUUUUGAUAAAUAGCUAGGUUUUUUAAGAGUUGGAAAUUGAAUGCCCUUAAGAUAUCUGAACUCCCUGCUCCUUGAUUUCCACCCCAUCUUUCAAUCAGCUCUCAAUAACAAAAGUCAGCUUGUCUACGUUCUAUACUCAGUCUCUGUUUGAAUAAGCUAGUGUCGCAGGCUGCUUAGUACAAAAGCCAAAUACAGCAACCCGAGCAGUCUGACAGGAGUUUGAUUGCACUGGAGAGACUGAGAUGGAAUGAGUGGACUGGUACGCUUGCUUCUGUCACAGUCAUGCAGCUAGACUUUCUGGAAAAAAAAAAUAAAAUCUUGAUGUGCAUUUAGUUUUCCAAGACAAAAAAAGAAGUUCAUUGUUUUGAAAUAUAUAUUCUCAGUCAAAACAUUGGUGUUGUCCAGUGUAAAGUGUGGCAAUGCCAUUUUAACUUGGCAUCAUCUGAAUGAAUUGUGUAUCUUUUACAAGAAAGUGGUAUUUGUAGCAUUUUAAACAUUUUCAGAACCAUACAGUAGGAGUAUUACUAGGUUUACUAAUGUGAAAAUGUGUUUACUCAUUGUGUAACAAGGUACGAGUGCAAAAUAGGUAUUACACUUUUGUCAUCCUCUCGUUGUCCACGCAGAUAUUAAUUCUGAAUGAUCUCCUGAUAGAUUUCCGAUACAUUCUUUUUGUUCUCGAGCAGAGAACUAGUACACCACUGCGAGUCAGUGACACAUUAAAUGGACUUUACAGCACCAGUAUCCCUUGACACAAUUUUAUAACUUUGAUGUGAAAAUACAAUAAAUACUUUGCCUCCAAAUAGAUCCAGAUCUAAGCUCCUCACAGUCAGAAAAUUCUCCUUGACAGAAGAAAUUUGCACUAAUUUACUGUUUUGUCAUAGGGAACCUCUGAAACAGGUGAAACGCUGUAGAUUUUUAGCAGCAAGCGAAGCCCGAUUUGAAGAUACUGUAUGCUGGAAGGGGAGGUUUUUAGCUGAAGACACUACCAGGUGAAAUGUUAGUGUGUGUUCUGCCGGUCUCUGAACAGGCUAAGUGUGUGGAUGUAGUUGGGUUUGUCAGUGUGAAUGAAGGAGUGAGUAUAUGUUUAUGCUUUUUUUUUUUCCAGUGGCACUUUAUCAUUGAUCCCAAAUGGUGUCACAAAAUGUAAUUUUUUUCCCCCCAGUUUUACAUCCAGUGUGAUGGGCCCAUAAGGUAAUACCAAUAAGUAUAAGGUGCCUUCUUUGUUCAUAUUUAUGUUGCAAACAGGCUUUCUUGCCCCAAGAGAUAAUUAAAUUCCUCACCUUUUUAAUAAACGGAUAUCAAUCUUCUUGGGCCAAAUGUUAAACUGUCCAGUUCUUCUUUGUCAUAUUAAUGGAACAAGAAACAUUUCCAGUGUUGGUGUAAUGCAGUGUGUUGUUACCAUUUCCAUAUCAUUUUCCAGUUAAUGCACAUCUCUUUGCUGAUAUUUUGUUUUUACAGAGAGAAAAAAAAACAACAACAACAACAAACAUUUCACAGCAUCACACAUAUUCAGACUUUGAAGAAGCGUGUUUUGUGAUUUGUCUUCCAGUGUUUCUUUUUGGCCCAUUUGCAUGAGAUGGUUCAUCUUCAUUAUCAACAUUUUCAACAAUGCAGAACAAUGUGUGCUUAUAGUAUGGUUGUAUUUCUCUUUUAUAAAUGAAUGUAAAUGUAA